CUAAGAUGGCGGAAUUAGAAAAUGGGAUAUCGGCGCCGGCAACGCCGGGGACGCCAACACCGUUAUUCCCGUCGUUACGAGUGGACUCAAUGGGUUCUUAUGAUCGGAAGUCAAUGCCCCGAUGCAAAUGCUUGCCUUUGGAUGCUCCAACAUGGGGAGCUCCUCAUACCUGUCUCGUCGACUUUCCCGCACCAAAUGUCUCUCUCACCAGAAAGUUGGGAGCUGAAUUCGUGGGAACAUUUAUCCUUAUAUUUGCUGCAACAGCCGGGCCAAUUGUGAACCAAAAGUACAACGGAGCUGAAUCUCUAAUUGGGAAUGCAGCUUGCUCAGGGCUGGCUGUUAUGAUUGUGAUUCUGUCAACGGGCCAUAUUUCUGGAGCUCAUCUGAAUCCGUCCCUCACAAUUGCAUUUGCAGCACUUCGUCACUUUCCAUGGGUUCAAGUGCCAGCCUAUGUUGCAGCACAGGUUUCAGCAUCCAUUUGUGCUUCUUUUGCACUCAAAGGUGUCUUUCAUCCGUUCAUGUCUGGCGGUGUUACUGUCCCUUCAGUAAACACUGGCCAGGCAUUUGCUCUUGAAUUCCUCAUCACAUUCAAUCUCCUUUUCGUUGUCACUGCUGUUGCAACUGACACCAGAGCGGUGGGAGAGUUGGCUGGCAUAGCAGUUGGAGCUACAGUUAUGCUCAAUAUUCUAGUUGCUGGGCCGUCAAGUGGUGCUUCCAUGAAUCCAGUACGAACUUUGGGGCCGGCCGUUGCAGCAGGAAAUUACAAGUCAUUGUGGAUUUAUCUAGUGGCUCCAACUCUGGGGGCUAUUGCAGGGGCAGCUGUUUAUACGCUCGUUAAACUUCGUGGAGAUGACACUACUGAGACACCAAGCCAGGUUAGGAGCUUCCGCCGCUAGUCUGCUGAAGGAAGGGUGUUGUUCCAACUUAUAAUACUAUUGUGUGCUUGAAAAUAAAGGUGGAGGACUAAGGAAACUGUGACUUUCAGUCUCACCAUCGAAAACAAUUUACAUUUGCAUAUAGACACUCUUUCUUCUCAUUCACUUUGUGUGGAUGACUUAGAAGAAGAGGCAGAAAUUUGGUUGUGGUCUGUGACCUUUUUUUUCUUUUUAUGAUUUGCUCUGUGUGAACU
Messenger RNA from Solanum verrucosum, 1129 nucleotides. Its product is annotated as probable aquaporin NIP5-1. NCBI's taxonomy places the organism in Eukaryota, Viridiplantae, Streptophyta, Magnoliopsida, Solanales, Solanaceae. The transcript has 5 exons. The coding region runs from base 6 to 896 and encodes 296 amino acids. Gene Ontology annotation, biological process: transmembrane transport. Gene Ontology annotation, cellular component: membrane. Gene Ontology annotation, molecular function: channel activity. The record is from RefSeq and is a predicted model, not a curated record.